Cutaneotrichosporon oleaginosum is the source of this 1930-nucleotide messenger RNA. RefSeq lists its product as uncharacterized. The record is from RefSeq and is a predicted model, not a curated record. Gene Ontology annotation, molecular function: oxidoreductase activity. NCBI's taxonomy places the organism in Eukaryota, Fungi, Basidiomycota, Tremellomycetes, Trichosporonales, Trichosporonaceae. Gene Ontology annotation, cellular component: cytoplasm.
AACUGCUGCUCUGGAUCUGCUUCCCAGUGAGUGGGAAGCUGUGCAUUGUGUUCAGAGUGGAAGAUUCUGGCAGGACAAAACGCGGGAAGUGCCGACUCGAAACCGACUCGACUCCCGGGAUGAGAGGGGUGCGAGCUUGGCGCUCCCUGUCAUAAGCGGCAUGCCUCCCGCCUCCAACGCUCCAGCUUUCUCAACAUCGCUGCUCUCCGACUAGAUGUCCGCAGAAUACUAGCAGCUCGCGUCCGGCCUCCCGGACGUUAAUCUCUUCGACGACUACAUGCCCUGCACAGCAAACGAUACCGGCGGGCGUUGUGCAUCGCCAUCUGGCGGUAAAACGAACCAGACGUCCCAUCCGCGCAACAAGGAGAGUCAUGCAAAGACGAAGCACAAGGCAGAGCUCAAAGUGUCGGAGGAGCGACUUACGCCUGCAGGCACGCGCUAUCCUUCCGGCGAUGAAGUACGACCCCAUCCCAAGGGCGCCCUAUCCAGGUCUGAGCGCCUCGCCGCUGACCGCGCAACGCUCGCUGCCACCGUCAUGGGCCAGCGGCACGACGACGAGACCGCCGGUCUGACAGGGAAAGGUGGGCGCCUGUACGUCCCGCACCGUUGCUACGUCUGCAGCCACAAGUAUACUGUUGUGCACGAUCUUUACCACCACCUUUGCCCGCCAUGCGCUUCGCACAACAUUGCGAAACGUGCCGCGGGCGCCGACAUGCGCGGACGCGUGGCGCUCGUGACGGGUGGCCGUGCCAAAAUCGGGAUGUACGUCGCGCUCCGGCUGCUGCGCGAUGGCGCACGUGUCACGAUCACAACCCGCUUCCCACGCGAUGCGGCGCGACGCUUCGUCGCGCUCGCCCGCGCGGAUGCUGAGCGGGUUGCCCACGCGGUUGACGACCCAGCGAAUACCGCCGACUGGCUCGACCGCCUCACCAUCGUGGGAAUUGACCUCCGUGACCCACGACAGGUGCUUUCGCUCGCUGCAAUGUUCCCCGUGCUCGAUGUACUCGUCAACAAUGCUGCCCAGACCAUCCGCCGCAGCGCAGACGCGUACGCGCCCCUCGUCGAGGGCGAACGCCUCCCACUACACGGGCCAACACCCGAAAUCCGCGUGCUUGGAGGGUAUAUUCAGAGCCUGCUGCCGGCGCUGGACGCGAUUGCGCCCCCUUACAAGGUCGAGGCGAGCGAGAAUGCUGCAGUCGUAAGGGCCGACGAUGUCGUCAAGGACCGCCGCCUAGCAUACGCCGUUGAGCCGACCUUGCGUGGAGUGUCAGGCCCGCCUCGCUUAGACGUGCUCGACGCCGCUGGCCUCCGCCCCGACGCUGGGGCAGCGAACACAUGGUCCAAUCCCAUUGGGUCCGUUCCUGCCGCCGAAGUGCUCGAGGUGCAACUCUGCAACGCCGUUGCGCCGCUCCUCCUUCUCAACUCGCUGCGGCCGGCUUUGGUGGCGGCUGCGUGUGCGCCGCCAGUGUCGCCAACCGAGUCCACCUCCCGCCGUUACACUUAUGUCGUGAAUGUCACUGCUGCCGAAGGGCAGUUCAGCCACUUCAAGACACCGGGCCACGCACACACCAACAUGGCCAAGGCGGGACUCAACAUGCUCACCCGCACGGUGGGCGCAGAACUCGCCAAGCGCGGCGUGCUUGUGACCUCCGUUGAUACCGGAUGGGUGACCGACGAGCGGCCUUGGAAGGAUAAACGUGCCGCAGCUGCUGCCGGUUUCGCUUGCCCACUAGAUCUCGAAGACGGGGCCGCACGCGUGUACGAUCCCAUUGUGCGUGGCGAGUUGGGCGAGGCACUGCAUAGCGUGCUGCUCAAAGACUACGGCGUCGCGUCGUGGUGAGCGGGUGCCUACUUCGGGACUCGCUCUUCGCGCGACAAUCUUUCCGAUUCCGAGUGCAGAGAUGAAUUGGCGAGAUUACCGCCAUGCUCA